AUGUUAGCACGAAUGGGUUAUACGAAUGUUAAGGUGAAUUUUGUUUCUUAUGUGAACCCCUUCAAAUUCGCUGUCACGAAAGGCAGGAAAAUUUCUUCGGUACGAAUCACAAGGUAUCACUCACGAGCUGUUAUAAAAGGCAUAACUUCUGUUCACUAUAACUGCAUGAGGGGUGCAGCAGUGGGAGAUUAUUUUGUGCAUGAACUUGAUUUUAUGAAAUGUAUUUUACCAAAGAAUGGCACAAAGUUAGGAAAGGAUUCGCCACAACCAAAAAGCAAAAGAGAACCAAUUAAAGAGUCUAAAUUAAUCACGAUCGUUUUAAACAAUGCACUAUGUGAAAAUUCAAAGAAAAUUAUUGCCAAGUCAGACAUAUUAAUAUGCGCCGAUGGGGGUGCAAACAUACUGUAUAAUAUGUGCCAAUCUUUAGCUAAGGAAAAAAGUACAAGUGAUAAGUCCUGUUCAUUGGAAGGCAAAGCGAAAGGGGAUAACACAUCUCUUUAUACAUUAUACACAAAUGAGCAAAAUGGUAUAAAAGAUAACAAGUCGUCUGAACAUGAGCACCAACAUGGGAGAGAUACAAUCUCUGAUUUGUUCAAAAUGCGAAUAAAAAAAAAUGAAGAUACAGUGAAAUGUCUGACCAAAAUAGUACCUGAUUUAAUUUGUGGUGAUUUUGAUAGCAUAAAUAAACAUGUGUACAAGUUCUAUAAAAACAAAUCAGUCUUAUUUGAGAAAUGUGAAAACCAGGAAAACACAGACCUUGAUAAAUGUAUAGAUACGAUAAGGGGAUACAUUAUGGAGAAUGAUAAAAUAUUAAUUGUAGGGGCAACAGGAAAUAGAUUUGAUCACACAUGUGCAAAUAUUUCUUCUUUAUACAAAAAUGUUUCUUUAUGUGGUAGUAUAUAUUUAAUUGGGGAAAAUAAUUUCCUCUUUUUACUUAAGAAGGGAAGUCAUAUUAUACAUAUAAAUCCUCAAAUUUUUGAAAAAGGUUGUGGUAUUUUACCCAUUGGAGCCAAGUGCAAUGUUAAAACGGAAGGGUUGAAAUAUAACUUGAACAAUGAAUAUCUCAGUUUUGAUAAACUUAUCAGUUCAUCAAAUGAGGUUCUUCAAAAUGAAGUCAAAGUUUUUAACGAUUCUCCCGUUAUUUGGUGUUCCCAGUUAAGAGCUGUGUGUAAGGGUUAA
This is a messenger RNA of Plasmodium gonderi, 1179 nucleotides long. RefSeq names its product thiamine pyrophosphokinase. Gene Ontology annotation, molecular function: ATP binding; thiamine diphosphokinase activity; thiamine binding. Gene Ontology annotation, biological process: thiamine metabolic process; thiamine diphosphate biosynthetic process. NCBI's taxonomy places the organism in Eukaryota, Apicomplexa, Aconoidasida, Haemosporida, Plasmodiidae. The coding region runs from base 1 to 1179 and encodes 392 amino acids. The transcript has a single exon. The record is from RefSeq and is a predicted model, not a curated record.